UCUCGCGCGCUCUCCUCUCGGCUCUCCUUUUGCUCUCUUGGCGAUCUCGUCUUUCUGCGAAGGUCGGAGCUGCUCUCCGACGAAAGGACAAAGCUUCGAGCGAUCGUCGGCUGGGAGUGAGCGUCCUCUCCUCCGAUUUAGGGGAGAAUUUAGAUUCUUGUCGUGGUGAUCUCAUUCCUUUACCUUUGCUUGAGGUUUCGUUUCGCUUCGCUCUCGAAAUUUUUUAGGGUUCAAGAUAUUGUUGAAUUUUGAUGAUUUGGCUUCGUUUUGAUUGAUAUAAUUGACAAUUUCGGUGACCAAAAAUCAGAAAAUUUGUUGUUCUCGGGGUUCUCUUUGAUCAAUUCUUCGUUAGGGGAGUGAGCGUCCUCUCCUCCGAUUUAGGGGAGAAUUUAGAUUCUUGUCGUGGUGAUCUCAUUCCUUUACCUUUGCUUGAGGUUUCGUUUCGCUUCGCUCUCGAAAUUUUUUAGGGUUCAAGAUAUUGUUGAAUUUUGAUGAUUUGGCUUCGUUUUGAUUGAUAUACUUGACAAUUUCGGUGACCAAAAAUCAGAAAAUUUGUUGUUCUCGGGGUUCUCUUUGAUCAAUUCUUCGUUAUCGAUCGUCUGGGUUUUCAAGUUUCUUUUGGGAAGUUCGAUCUUUCUGGUUUUCUUGAUCGUCUCUCGUCACCUCGGCGUUUCUCGUUCUGGUUUCGAUUCGCAAGAUGGCUUCUUCUCGUUCCAGGCGUGUGGAGUACGACCGCUUCAUCCCGUUCCGAUCGGCGAUGAACAUGGACUUCGCGCGCUGUGCUCUAACCAUGCCUUCCAGACCUCAGCGUGAUGGUUCGAUAGAAUCCCCAUCGAGUGUGGCGUACCAAAAACUUCUUCUUCAAUGUAUUUUUAAGAACAGAUCUCGCAUCUUCGCAUUCAAGAGUGCACCCGAAUCACCGGCCGACAAGGUGUCCCAAUUUGACGAGGACAAUCGACCGCACAAGAAGCAACAGAGGCGAAUCCCAAAAGAUGCAGAUAGGGUUUUGGCUGCUUAUGAUAUCUUAGAUGAUGAUAGGUUGAAUCUACUCGACUGGGGAAGCAAUAACGUGUUGGCGAUUGGCCUCAAUGACAAAGUGUGCCUAUGGAAUGCUGCGAAUAAGUCUAGUACAGAGUUUUCACGAGCCCUAGAAGACAACAGCCCUGUCACUAGCAUCAGCUGGUCCCCAGACGGCAAAGUUCUAGCUGUGGCAUUAGGCAAUUCAGAUUUAGAUCUGGUUGAUGCAGCAACAAGACGUGUGUUGGUUGGGAUCCAAGGUGACAGCCACUCCUUUGUUUGUUCACUUGCGUGGAGAAGUAAUGCAAUCUUGACGGUUGGGAGAUCCGAUGGUAGUAUUGUUGAUUAUGACAUUAGAAAAGAUGACCGGGCCAUCUGUGACUAUAGAGGGCAUCGACUAGAAGUUUGUAGUCUUAAAUGGUCCGAGUUGUUUGGGCGGUAUCUGGCAAGCGGAGGGAAGGACAAACUUGUGCACAUAUGGGACACCCGCAUGGCUGUUGCAAAUCACCAUCCGCGCCAACAUCAAUUGCUUCACAAGAUCAGCAACCACACUUCCACUGUGAGGGCCCUUGAUUGGUGCCCUACCAGGAGCAAUCUGCUGGCUUCUGGUGGAGGACGCAAUGAUCAUUGCAUUAAGUUUUGGAAUGCUGUUAAUGGUGUUUGCUUGAACUCGAUUGAUACCGGCUCUGAAGUUUGUGCGUUGUUGUGGGACAAGAACAAAUCUGAAUUGUUGACCUCCCAUGGGUUUCCAAACAAUCAACUCACCCUGUGGAAUUACACAUCCAUGAUGAGAAAAGCUGAGCUUUUUGGUCAUUCAUCUCGUGUUCUUUACUUGGCUGGGAGCCCAUUGGGAGGUGUAGUAGCUUCUGCAGCAGAAGAUGAGACACUCAAGUUCUGGAAUAUCUUUGAGACUCCCAAACCACCAAAACCUGAAGCAAACACUGUGCCCUUUGCCCAAUUUAGUUUCAUAAGAUGAUAAUGCUAAUGGUUGGAAAAGACUAUGAGAGUAAUACGGAAAACUUCUUUAGUGCUUGACAAGAAGAUCCAUUGUUGAUAGCGUUGCAUAGAGCAGUUUGUGGCAUCAAAGAGGCAACAUAUUUUCAUACAAGCAUCAUACAUUUAAGAUCUUCAAAUACGAGUGCAAGCGCCUAAGUUAAGAUUUUUCUUGCUGAUUAGCUGUUGCAUUGCAGCAGACUAGUAGCAAUCUUCAUGAGAUUGUUAGAGAAGCUUGCUAAGUUUCAUACAAAUGCUCACCAACUAAUGACAUGGCUACUGUUUCAGUAUUUUGAAUUAUGCUGUUGCAGUCAUCUAUCACGAGUUUCAGCAUCCACGUGCUGUAGUUUGAAUAUGCUACUUGCACAUUCUUUUUUUUGUUCAUUCAAGGACAAAGAGACCCGGAGCAUUGAUGCUUCACUUAUUAGAAUUUGAGAAUCAGGGACAAAGAUACCCAGAGCAAAGAUGCUUCACUUAUAGAAUUUGAGAAUCAGUACCUUCGACUAUGGAUUGGUUCAGACCAUAUAGUCCAACGCUAGUUUGUUUUGUUUUUUCUAUUAUCUUUUCAGCUUAAGGAGAUGGGUGGAAAUGGUAGCCUAACCAGAGGCGAAGAAGCUGCUGAUGCUAGCAAGGUAUCUGAUCAAUCAGCUGAAAGGACAAAAAGUUUGGUGGACUGGAUGAACUUGAUUAAACCUGCUAAUGGGGAGAAAGAUCACUGGGUUCUGGAUGAAGCUGUUAGCAAAUGCACAUCAUGUGGAUCAGAUUUUGGAGCUUUCAAUCGCAGGCAUCAUUGCAGGAAUUGUGGCGAUAAUUUAUGCGACAAGUGCACAAAGGGUAGAAUUGCUCUCACUGCAGAAGAAAAUGCUCAGCAAGUCCGAGUUUGUGAUAGAUGCAUGGCAGAAGUUUCUCAAAGGUUAAGCAAUGCAAAAGAAGCUGUCAGCAAACCUGCUGGUCUGCAAAGUCAUGAAGAUCUUGUGUGAAGGCUUCAGGAGGAAUUGAACAAGAAUCAUAAGUUGGGUACUUUACUGCUAUAUUGUAGAACAUUAUACUAUGUUUUCUGAUAUAACAUGUACUACUAUUGACUAAUUUAUGGUAGUACCUAUUUCAUAGGUUCAAAUUCUGAUGAGUCUUGGAAGCCAAUGAGGGAAGUAGCAUGUCCCAUCUGCACAGUCCACCUUCAGGUGCAAGUUCCUGCCUCAGGCUCCCAAACAAUCGAAUGUGGUGUCUGUCAACACCCUUUCUUGAUUGAUGCAGGUCGAGUCAGCCACAGCCCCACAUCGAGUCAAUAAACCGUGGCCGGUUUCAGGGAGAAGGAAGCAGGAAGAAAACUGGAGGUAGAAGGAGGCCUUCGAGAAAAAGGAAGAAAAGAAGAGGAGAAUAUGCAGGGUUUGUGGGCAGCAGCUACACAAUAGCCUGGAGAGGGUGAACACUUGGCAGUAGUUAUACAUAAAGCCCACCAUCGCCCUAUAAUUGGUCGCCUCCCUCUACCUGCAACCCUUGCAUGAGAGCCCACCAUUGCCGCUUGCAGCCCUCGUGCAAGGGCCUGCUGCUGCCACCUACAACUGUGGUCGCCCCACUUGGCCCGCAGCCCUCACGGGAGGGCUUGCCGCUAUCGCUUGUAGCCCUCGAGCGAGCCUCCAUUGUUGGCCGCGGAGGUUGCACCUUCAUCGUGGGUCCUGCGAGGGGGGGCGGUUGGUGCGGUGGAGGGGUCAAUUGGUACGGCGAAGGCAUGACUAGGGGCUAGGUGGAGGGUGGUGGUUGAUGGGAGUGGAAUGUUCAUUUUGACAAAAAGAGGUACUCUUUAUGGGUAUAGUGCACCUUUGUUUUUUUCUUUUUUUACUUCUGUUGCAAUAACCUAUAAUUCUAGAACUAAACCAUGAGCGAUACACCGAGUAUACAGGUUCAUCUGCUGAAAGGAUUUGGACUGCCAUGUACUAGGAUUAUUACCAGGAUUAUUUCCACAAAUCUAGUUAUAUGUUUUUUCUUUUGUUUCUUAUUUCUUGUCCAGACAUUUUGUUCAGUUAUUUUUGCAUUAAAUGCUGAAAUAAUUGGAGAUGAUAUGUUUGAUAUUAGUUACUGGUAAUUCUUUUGUGUUAUUGUUUUCCACAUGCUCAGCAUUGCUAGUUGCUUAGAUUAGGUGAUUCGACAAUGAGUUUACUAAGAAGCUUACAUUAAUUAAAUUUUUCUUUGGACAUACCAUGUGAAUGUAUACAGUUUCUUUUCAAAUCAAUUUAAGACUUGAUUUAGUGAUUUUUUACGACAAUCUAUGUUUUCGUUGUGUAACAUUGUUGAUCAACAUGCUGUUUGUAAAUUCUAGGUGAUAAAUUUUAUUUUGCAUUUGCUUUCUUAUCUCUAGCUCUCAUCAUCUUAAUUCCUUCUGAAGAACCGUGUUACGAGAAGAGACUGGUAUAAGAUUGAUCUCUGGGAUUCCAGUCCGCAUAGCUUCUGCAUAUCUCCUUGAAGCAUAUACAAAUUUGGUUACAGCAAGAAAUCCAUGCCCGGUGCUUUUCAGACAUGUAUUAUGGUUCAUCAUCAUAAGUCUGAAUGUACUGGAUCAAUCAGCAGAGUUAAUGGACAACCAUUAGAGGUUUCACGGAAACAAGGACUUCAUUGGGGAAGUUCUUUCUUUCCUUUCUCGGCCUUACCCUCGGUCAAAUGCAAUCAGAUUAUGCAAGGUAGAAAUGGCUGCCACGGAUGCAGAGAUUGUUUGGAACAUGCCAAAUACAACACUAGCAAUGAUGUGGAGUAUCUGAAAACAUAAAAAUAUUUGUGAGGCAGUUGCUCUACAAUCCUAGAUUUCUAUCUGCAUAUCCCACAGCUUUUGUUGAAGCAAAGCUCUGUCAAGUUGAACAACAGCAUGAGCUGAAUUAGCAGAUUCAAAAACAGCCCUGAAACUUUAUGUUCACAUUGUGAGCUUGAUUGUUUUUCUAAUUGUGUGGAUGUGCCUGUUAAAUUUAUGAAAUUUGUUUCCA
Musa acuminata AAA Group (dessert banana) is the source of this 4982-nucleotide messenger RNA. RefSeq names its product cell division cycle 20.2, cofactor of APC complex-like. Gene Ontology annotation, cellular component: anaphase-promoting complex. Gene Ontology annotation, molecular function: ubiquitin ligase activator activity; anaphase-promoting complex binding; protein binding. Gene Ontology annotation, biological process: positive regulation of ubiquitin protein ligase activity; positive regulation of anaphase-promoting complex-dependent catabolic process; anaphase-promoting complex-dependent catabolic process. The record is from RefSeq and is a predicted model, not a curated record. The coding region runs from base 698 to 1993 and encodes 431 amino acids. The transcript has 16 exons. Lineage: Eukaryota; Viridiplantae; Streptophyta; Magnoliopsida; Zingiberales; Musaceae.